Molecule: messenger RNA, 1092 nt
Organism: Colletotrichum orchidophilum
Lineage: Eukaryota; Fungi; Ascomycota; Sordariomycetes; Glomerellales; Glomerellaceae
Exons: 1
Coding region: 1-1092 (363 amino acids)
Source: RefSeq, a predicted model, not a curated record
AUGCUCGAGACCAUGUUCCUAAACACACAACGACUGCUGUCAGCCUUUGCUGCGACAGCUCUCCUCUUCGCAACAUCAUCAUCAGCCACGGCCGUCCAACCCAGGCAAGGUCCCGGUCCGGUGAACGACUGGAUCACCAUCGACUCAAACGGCAAUGCCCGAACAAUCUCGCCAUCGGUCGUUACCAGCAAUGGCGCACGCACAACAAUCAGUCCGCCGCCGUACUCGUUAACGGGCACCGUCUACACCGUCACGGCCACCUCUGGCGGACUCACGACAAGCACAGGCGUACCGCCGCCGCCGCAGGCGAGCAACACCUUGGGAUAUGGGGGAGUCUUUGGCGUGUGCAACAACAACAUCGGGCAGGACGGUCCGUUUUGUCAGCCCCGACGGGGGAGCACUCUGUACGUGGAGACGACGUACUUCAGUAAGCUUAAAUUCAUACCCGGCCCGUCUGAAGCGCGCGACUAUCGUACCGCUGCGCCUCAAGUCCGCUCUGCUAACAAUUUUCUCCAAGUCACUUGGGAUACGACUUUCUUCGCCGACCCCGCCACGCCCAUUGGCAUCGUCGGCUUCGACGUAGACAACGGCAUCACUGACAGCGCACCCUCAUUCUCUGUAACGAACAUCAACGGCGGCGAUGGCUGGGUUCCUUGGACACCCCAUAUGACCGACCUGGCGGAUAAGAGCGCCAACAACAUAACCAUUAUCCUCAUGUACAACGACCCCGACACCGGCGAAGAGAACAACAUCACCGGACCCGUUUUCACACUGAGGUCGGCCUUGAACGUCAACCCCUCCACCCCUAAACCGAACCUCCUUGCCAUUGUAUUACCCGUCAUCCUCAUCUCUCUCACCAUUGCCGCGGUGAUGACGUGGCUGUACAUCAGGCGUCGUCGCCGCCACGCGGCUGUCGCUGCCGCGGUGGAACGCCAGAAUGCGGCGCAUCCCACGGGGCAACCACGGAGCAUGCAUAGGCAGAAGGGCAGCGCGGAUAUCCAGCUCGAGCCGACGAGUCCGCCGCCGGGCUCCGCGCCGGGUAGGAACGUAUUUCAGGAGGAAGUCCGCAGACAGGAGCGGGAGAGGGCGUAA